Molecule: messenger RNA, 2010 nt
Organism: Phaedon cochleariae (mustard beetle)
Lineage: Eukaryota; Metazoa; Arthropoda; Insecta; Coleoptera; Chrysomelidae
Source: the annotation of a GenBank genome assembly
AUGCCGUCUCAAAGGACGGUCUACGAACCUCACGCGUCGGUGGUCAAAAACUCACACGUGCCCUCAUUAGCUCACUAUGAGGAGAUGCACAAGAAAUCCCUGGAGAAGCCCGAGGAGUUCUGGGGGGAGAUCGCCAAGCAGUUCUACUGGGAAACCCCCAUCGACCACAAGAAUUUCUUCAGAUACAAUUUCGAUAUCACCAAAGGGCCCAUUUUCACGAAAUGGAUGGAUGGUGCCACUACGAAUGUGUCCUAUAAUUUGCUGGACAGGAAUGUCAGGAAUGGAAAUGGGGAGAAAAUCGCAUUUUACUGGGAAGGUAACCAUCCUGACGACUACAGUCGUUUGACAUACAAAAGGCUUCUGGAAGAAGUAUCUCGCUUCGCAAACGUACUAAAAAGCAGAGGCGUCCAAAAAGGAGACCGUGUAGCUGUUUAUAUGCCCAUGAUAUUGGAGGCAGUUGUAACUAUCUUGGCUUGUGCUAGGAUAGGAGCUAUUCAUUCCUUGGUGUUCGCCGGAUUCUCAGCAGAUUCUUUCUCGGAGAGAAUCCUCGACUGCCGAGCAAAGGUUUUGGUAACUUCUGACGGGGCUUGGAGAGGAGAGAAGCUGCUGCAGCUGAAAGCUAUCUGCGACCAGGCCAUGUCGAAGUGUGCGCAAAAAGGACACAACGUCGAGACGUGCGUCGUAGUGUCUCAUUUGGCAAGAGUGACGUCACCAUCCGGGACACCAUACAAAAGCAAUAAGACCCCAAUGACAGACGGCAGAGACAUCUACUGGCAAGACGUCGUUCCUCAGGCUUCCACCAGCUGCUACCCAGAAUGGAUGGAAGCAGAAGACCCCCUCUUCAUGCUGUACACCAGUGGAUCCACGGGAAAGCCGAAGGGGGUCCUCCACACCACAGGAGGCUACAUGAUAUACGCGGCGACUACCUUCAAAUAUGUGUUCGAUUACAGACCUAGUGACGUGUACUGGUGUACUGCCGAUAUAGGUUGGAUCACCGGACACACUUAUGUUGUGUACGGACCUCUAGCCAAUGGUGCUACUUCUGUAUUGUACGAAGGAACGCCGUUUUAUCCAGACAACGACAGAUUUUGGGUUGUGGUGGAUAAGUACAAAGUGAACCAAUUUUAUACUGCACCUACUGCAAUAAGAGCAUUGAUGAAAUUUGAGGAUGAUUUGGUCACCAGGCAUGAUUUGUCAUCUUUGAGAGUCCUCGGAUCCGUAGGCGAACCAAUUAAUCCAGAAGCUUGGAUGUGGUAUUACAAAUUGGUGGGCCAUGAAAGAUGUUCGAUAGUGGACACUUUUUGGCAAACAGAAACUGGCGGUCAUGUCUUAACGCCCUUACCAGGCGCUACCCCUAUGAAACCUGGAGCUGCGUCGUUCCCUUUCUUCGGCGUCCAACCCGUGAUCCUGGACGAGGCAGGGAAGGAGGUCAAGGGAGAGGGGGAGGGAUACCUCGUGUUUGCCCGACCUUGGCCCAGUUUGAUGAGGAGUCUCUACAACGACCACGAUCGAUACGAGACCACUUAUUUCACCAAGUUUCCGGGAUAUUAUUGUACUGGUGACGGAGCAAAACGUGACGCAGACGGCUACCUAUGGGUGACCGGCCGAGUAGACGACAUGCUCAACGUGUCAGGCCACCUGAUGUCCACGGCAGAAGUGGAAUCCAUCCUCACGGAACAUCCAUCCCUGGCGGAGGCAGCCGUAGUAGCCAAGCCGCAUCCGGUCAAAGGAGAGUGCCUCUACUGCUUCAUAACCACCACGGAACACGGAGUGUUCGACGACAAGCUGAUCAAAGAACUCAAACAGAUAGUCAGAGAGAGGAUAGGACCGUUCGCGCAACCUGACGUCAUACAAAACGCGCCGGCCUUGCCCAAGACCAGGUCGGGGAAGAUCAUGAGGAGGAUUCUCAGGAAGAUAGCUGUCAACGAUAGGGACGUGGGAGAUAUUAGCACUCUAGCUGACGCCAUGGUCGUGGAGCAGUUGUUCGCCACUAGGCCGAAGAACGCUUGA